CCGCUUACGCAUGCGUUGAGGUUGCCGGCAUUACAGUCUCGUCUGACGACCGUGAUGACAACAUGCGCUGCUCACUAGUGGCUUUGCUCUGGACGCUGCUCACUGCGACUGCUCCCACACAUGGCCUCUUCCUCGAGAAUGAAGCUUACACAUAUCAGUAUAAGGCUGUUGUCCAGUCUAGCGUCAAUAAGCCAACACACAGUGCCUCAUCUUGGGAUCUGAACUGCGAUCUCGACGUUCAGUCUAAUGGAACUGAAGCAUUGUUACAGUUUCAUGACUGUUCAACAUCACUACAUAAUGGAAAUUUAGGUGACAAUGAUAAGGAAAGAAAUCAUGUAAAAAAUAUACUCUUACCAAACAAUUCUCAUCACCUUGAGAACCAAUUUAUUGUUCAUUAUCAACAAGGCUAUGUACAAUCAAUCAGUAUUUUGAAAGAUGAGCCAUUGUGGUCUAUAAAUAUCAAGAGAAGCCUUGCAAGUAUUCUGCAGAUGGAUAUAUCAAAAUUAAAUCAAGGUGCUGCUAAGACUGUGGAGAAUACAUUAUAUGGGAGGCGUACUGUGGAAUAUAUUAUUACAAAUGAUGGAAAAAAUGUAACUGUUAGGAAAUUUUUUGAUUAUGAAGAUGUAUAUAAAGUGACUGACUUUCCAAUGAAAGUUUGGUCUAAUGUGCCUUUAUUGUCUUGUGCACCAACACCACAGAGUCUAAUUUCAUCCAGUGAACGGGUGUAUUCACUUGCAAAAGUAAAUGCAGAAGUACACAAAUUACUGAAAGUAAAUGCUGUUGGAACCAUUAACUUACAAAUGUUCCCACCAAAUGGGGAGUUGCAGUACAUUUUGGUAAAUCAAUCUAUUCACAUAAAAACUACAACAGAGAAACUGAAAGACUGGAAGCAAGAAGGGACACUGAAAAAUGUUGGAUUAAAAUUUGAAAUAUCAUUUUCUGAUUUAACUCAAGAUCGUAACAAGCUCAAGAAGGAAUAUGUCCUGAAAAAGAUUGACAGUUUAAUGAAGAACUUAGCAGAGAGUCUAGAGACAACUCCAGGAAGCUUACCAUUAGAUAAAUUGCACCAAGACAAUGUGCCUCAACUCUUGUAUCUUCUGUACACUUUAGAUAAAAGUGAUUUGGAAAGCUAUUACAGUGAGCUGGCAAUUGGUACAAGCUAUCAACAGGAAACAAAGAGGAACUUCUUUCUGGAAUUGUUACCUAAGGUUGGCACUGAGGCCUCUGUACUUUUUAUCAGAGAUCUCAUAUUGAAUUGUAAGGUGAAAGAAGACUCUGCUGUGAAACUUCUCACAAAUUUCCCAUUUUAUAUACGUGAACCCUCAGAACAUCUACUACAAGAGUGUGAGGUUUUAUUGUCACUUGGGGAUGAUAAAUCUGCAAGGAUUAAGCAAACUGCAGUUCUUUCAUUUUCUAAUCUGAUUUACAAAAUAUGUCCACUGAAAUGCAGUGCAGCAAAAUUUGACCUUUAUGUAAGACAAUUUGUGGACCUGUUUACCAGAAGUACUACAUAUGAUGAACAAAUGCUAUACUUAGAAGUUCUCAAUAACAUUGAGGAUGGCAACACAUUCUACCACAUACUGCCAAUUAUUAAAGGCAAUGUCACACAACUCUCAGCUGAGCCACAUCACAUAAGAUUCUUGGGAGUCUGGGCAACAAUGAACAAAGCUCCAUAUCAUCCAGAAAUGGUUUAUGAGCUUUAUUGGCCAAUACUUGCAAAUCAUUCAGAGCACUUAGAGAUGAGAGUUGCAGCUCUCACCAUGUUAAUUAUCUCACAGCCUACAACAGGACGUUUCUUGAGCCUCUACUGGUACAUGCAGUCAGAAAAAAACACACAGUUGAAACAUUUCUUUUACACAACAAUAACAUCUCUGGCUGAUUCCCAGUAUCCUUGCUAUUCAUAUCUGAAACCUUUGGCAUCACUGCUGUUGCAGUAUAUCACAUCCCCAAACAAUCAUAAAUGGAACACAGGAAAUUAUAUUAUGGAUUAUUCAGAGUCUGAGCAGUUGUUUGGUGGUCUUGCACACCUUUUCUUAGUUGGCAGUGAGCAGGCACAUGGUCCAAAUGUUUUCUACCUCCGGCUAAGUAAUUACAUCUUGGGCAGAGUGGUCAGCAACACAGCGAUAUACUUAAAGAUUGAAGGUGUUGAAGAAAGUCUGAAACAGCAACUUAUUAAGACGAGUACAAAUAUGUUGUCAAUUCCAAGAAUUUAUGAGCUCUUAAAGGAAUUAAAACCAUCUCCUGUGCUCAAGCAAAGACAAGCUGUUCACAUAGAAAUAAUUGCAAAAGUCCAUGGUCGUGUGAUAUUCUGUACAUAUAUCAAUGAUACAACAUACCACCAACAGUUGGAAGCCUUCAACACUCUACAGAUUUUGCACCAGGAGUUUCAUAUUAACCACCAGAGUGUUGAUGCACCACUUUCCUACCAAGCAGCACUACCUACGGAUAUUGGCACACCAGCACUAUUUAAUGUUGAUUCAGCAGCACUACUCUCUUUUAGAGGAAAUUUCACAAAAAAGUGGGGGUUGCAACUUGCCCGUACAAAUCAGUUUGAUUUAUGGUACUCAGCUACAAUAGGAGCCAGCCUGACAACAUUUAAUCCAAUCAAUAGUUUGUGGCACACAACUCGAAGAUCUUUUACAUAUCAGUUACACUUACCUGUACACCACUGGUUUGGCUUGUCAAUAAAGCCACUGAAAUUCAAUUUAGGAUCAAUCCAACGAGCUGGUACCACAGUCAGCAUUGUGGCACAUUUGAGGCGAACAACAAUUGUUACUGGGGAAAAUAAUGAGCAGCUAUUAAGGGAAUCAUGCCCUUCUUGUGACACAAUUAAAGAUAUAUCUAAAAUCCAUAAUGAUUCUAUCCAGGAUUUACCUCUAGUUAUUCCCUGUGAAAUCAUGGGAUCCAAGUUCCUGCUGUCACUUCAUCACUGUGAAAAUAAGAACACCCCAAAUACAUGGAUGUUUGUCAGAGCCUUUCAGAACAUUAAGAAAAAUUACCAGGUCUUUCCAUUGACUGAGACACUUAUAGAGACCUUACAUUAUAUAGGUAAUACAUUUUUGCUAUCAGAAACUGACAGUUGUGGGAUAAAAGCAGAACUAGUCUCGCUUUUUAAUGAAACUAUAAAGCUUGAACUGUUUGGCCAAGGACACAUCAACAAUCCAGUGACUAUGUUAGAAACACAUUACUUCCGAGUAGGAAGUAAUAGCAAUCUCACCUUUGGAACUGCAAUCAAAUUUUCUUUUAGCACUGGAGAAAACCAUGGUACAGACAAAAUUGAAAUUAGAAGUCAAGUGAUGGACAUGGUAAACAACAGAAGAGAUGAAAAGGUUUGUAUUGAUGGUGAAAUUCUAGCUCCAGCUGUAAACGCACAUCAGCUUCUACUAACUAGCCCAUCAGAAAACAUCACUGGUCACUUCAAAGUGAUUUUUGGAACCCAUGGUAGCAUGGGAUGUUCAGAUCAUGAUUUAACUUUAAAAUUAAAUUUAAGUAGCGAGUUUCUUGUGGCAAGAAAUGCUGAUGCUUGGCCCCAUUCACAAUGUGCUAUUGAGAAACAAGAGCUGAAACUGGAAUGGGGAAAUCAAACACCUCUCACAGAAGCCUGCUACAGAUCAUCAGUUUCAAUGGGCAUACUUCGUAGAUACACAGCCUCCUUUGAACUUGAAAAUGUCAGCUCACAGACAGUUGCUGCUGAACAGGAUAAUCAUUCUUCACUUCAAUGGAUAAAAUCAUUCCUAUUAAAAAAAUUGGAUUCCACCAUAAAAAUAGUAAUCGAAGUACCAGAAGGUCCUGAUUCAGAUGUUACAUUGUAUAUCAAUGAUGAUGAUUUUCUUAUACCCCAUCUGAAGCCACAUAUUGAGCCAUGGCUUAUAAAUACACACUUCCCACUGCAUGUGCAGCUGGGCCUGAAGUUGGGAUGGAUUGGUUCCUGUGUCAUUACUUCUGACCUCAUCAAUACAAUGGACAAUGCUACAAACACCAUCCUGCUGACAGAAAAUUACACUUUGGUUGCAGCGCAUUGUUACGUAGCCCCAAGAUUUGCUAUAUUAAUAAAGAAAUUGCCUGAAACUAAAACUCUGGCUGCAAGAAUUUAUGCUUGGGAGUACUGCACAGAAAUUAUACCUACAACAGAAGGAAACUAUGAAAUAACUGUCAAUGGGGAGGCAGUUCCUGCAAAAAGUGGACAAUAUUAUUAUCCUGAUGACUUGGAGCUACAUGAUUUGAAGCUCACCCUCCAUGAGAAUGGCCUUAUAGAAAUAAGAUCAAAAACCACACAGCUGUGGGUGCAGUAUAAUGGUCAUUUUAUGGCAGUCAACAUUCCAGCAUUAUAUAGUUUCCAGACAUGUGGUCUUUGUGGAGACUUUAAUGGAGAUUCAAGUAAUGAUAAUGGUGAAGUAUUAUCACUACACUGAGAAUAUGAUAAACAGUUAAAAUAUUUCUCCAGUUGUACAGGCAGCAAAUGCUAACAUGCAAUACUGUCAAAUUAUGUACUUUAUGUGUUUC
Messenger RNA from Schistocerca cancellata (South American locust), 4503 nucleotides. RefSeq lists its product as uncharacterized. The transcript is spliced from 23 exons. The record is from RefSeq and is a predicted model, not a curated record. Lineage: Eukaryota; Metazoa; Arthropoda; Insecta; Orthoptera; Acrididae. Gene Ontology annotation, biological process: lipid transport. Gene Ontology annotation, molecular function: lipid carrier activity. Bases 63 to 4412 code for a protein of 1449 amino acids.